Mycetomoellerius zeteki is the source of this 1200-nucleotide messenger RNA. RefSeq lists its product as uncharacterized. Gene Ontology annotation, biological process: DNA integration. Bases 1 to 1200 code for a protein of 399 amino acids. The record is from RefSeq and is a predicted model, not a curated record. Gene Ontology annotation, molecular function: nucleic acid binding. NCBI's taxonomy places the organism in Eukaryota, Metazoa, Arthropoda, Insecta, Hymenoptera, Formicidae. The transcript has a single exon.
AUGAGAUCGGAUCAACCACUAGAGAUACAUGGCUUUGCUGACGAUUCACCGCACGCCUAUGCUGCAGCAGUCUACAUUAGAACAACAUCUAGGAGAACAUUGCAUGGCAGUACACAGCUUACGUUAUGCACAAUCCGAGAAGAAUUCUGGAUUAUAGGAGGACGCGUUCCUAUUAGAAGUUUCAUUCAUAAAUGCCUACAAUGUACUCGCUUUCGUCGUACUCGGGCGCAGCAACUUAUGGGACAACUCCCGAAAGAGCGUGUGACCCCUUCUCGUCCUUUCUUGAAUACUGGGAUUGAUUAUGCGGGGCCGUUCACUCUCAAGACCUGGAAAGGUAGGAACGCUCGCACCUAUAAGGGUUACAUUGCUCUAUUUGUGUGUUUAUCUACCUCUGCAGUUCAUUUAGAGCUGGUAACGGAUUAUACUACGGAGGCCUUUAUAACGGCUUAUAAGAGGUUUACAGGACGCCGAGGAAUCUGCGCUACUCUUUGGAGCGAUCGCGGCACGAAUUUUAAAGGGGCUGACGUGGCCCUACAGCGAUUAUUCUCGAAAACUACGGACGAAUCUCGCCAUCUCACUACCCUUUUGGCCAACGAUGGCACUCAAUGGAAGUUUAAUCCACCAUCAGCUUCGCACUUUGGAGGUAAAUGGGAGGCGGGUGUAAAAUCGGUGAAAUACCACUUACAUCGAGUGAUGGGAGAAGUACUGUUAACGUAUGAGGAAUUCAUGACUCUUCUGACCCGAAUUGAGGCGAUACUCAAUUCGAGACCUAUUACUUCGUGUAGUGAUAACCCGGAUGACUUAAGUGUCUUAACACCUGGCCACUUCCUCAUGGGUUGUGCACCCACUCUCAUUCCAGAACCGUCAUUAGAAGACGUUCGUCUAUCACAUCUAUCACGUUGGCAAUUAGUACGACAAAUGGUCGAUCGGUUUUGGACCAGGUGGUCCAAGGAAUGCCUUCAGCGGCACCAAACUAUCUCAAAAUGGACUAAUAAGACUCACGACCUCGGUGUCGGCUCAAUGGUACUAAUCAUCGAUGAGAGAUAUCCUUCGGCCAAAUGGCCACUUGGGCGAGUCCUCGAAACUUAUCCCGGUAAGGAUGGACUUGUUAGAGUAGCGACGGUUAAGACUCAAUCUUCGGUUCUGAGAAGACCCAUAGUGAAACUCUGCCUAUUGCCUGUUCAGACUGAAUCCCUCUAG